This is a messenger RNA of Hyaloperonospora brassicae, 2463 nucleotides long. The record is from the annotation of a GenBank genome assembly. NCBI's taxonomy places the organism in Eukaryota, Oomycota, Peronosporomycetes, Peronosporales, Peronosporaceae.
AUGACGCAGCAGUCGGUAUCAGAAGCCACACCGCUAGUGCCACCACCGGCCACCGACCGUCGCGCUUCCCAUUGGCUGUCAGUGGACCAAACAGACGCUCGGCCAGAUGCAGACGGCGGUCGUGACUCGCGCGUGCGGCCGCGACGCAAAGCAUCGGAGCCGCGCGCUAUGUCGUGUUUCCAGUUUAGUUUACUGCUUUUGCUGGUCGGCGACUUGACCGCUCUCGUUGUGGUCUGUGCGCGGAGUUUAGGUGUGUCAACUUUUGUGCGACUGCAGUGGCUGCUGGACACACACCGCCUCGCGUGGCGCUUCUGGGGACUUCCUGUCUGGGCCACAGCGCUCAAGAGUCUCUUGUGUUUGCUCGCAAUGCGCUGGCCCGAUGCACGGGCUGUCACGUGGACCGUGUACCUCUUCUGUCUCGCCUUUUUGGCGCUCUUGGCCGUGAACGCGUUUGCGUUGGACGCAAUGGACAAAAGUCCUGGGGACGCGACGCAGACGCUCGUGGACGCAAACGUGGCCAACUCGUUGCCGUUGAUUUUCACAGUGCUGGAAGCGGUCAAUCUGAAUUACUUGCUGGACUCGGUGCAGGCUCCUGUCCAGCGCGAGAGCGACACGUUGCCGCGCGUGGACGAAGGCACGAGCACAGGUGAACAGGCGCCACCGCGCGGCAUCUCGUUCGUGAAAUUUGUAUCGAUCUUGAAGCCGUACUUUUGGCCGCGUGGAGCAACGAACAAACUGCGUGCAGCGAGUACGUACGUUGUGCUGAUUCUGAGUAAAUUGGCCAAUUUGGCAGCACCAUUGUCGAUGGCGGAAGCAACGAAUGCGCUCGUCGCGAAAGAUGUUGGCCGCGCGACGUCGUCGAUUGCGCUUUUCAGUGCUCUGAUGCUCGUGUCAAAGCUGUUUAAAGAGAUGCAAUCGCUGAUCUAUCUUAAAGUGAAACAGACGGCGUACAUUGAGUUGGCGACGCUGACGUACGCGCAUGUGCAGUCACUGUCGUACGAUUGGCACGUGCAGAAGAAAUUAGGUGACGUGCUGCGCUCGAUGGAUCGCGGUGUGGAAUCCGCUAAUAGCGUCGUGUCGUAUGUGUUCUUGUACCUGAUCCCGACCUUGGCCGAAUCUGUGGUGGUGAUUGUGAUCUUUGCAAUGCAUUUCGAGCUGGCGGGGCUGAGCUUUGUGGCGUUCUCUAGUUUGGUCGUGUACGCCUACCUCACGAUUAAAAUUACGCUUUGGCGAAAGAAGUAUCGCGAGGCUUCGAUGCGCCACGACAAUGAGUACCACGACAAGGCGACUGAUGCGUUGCUGAACUAUGAGACGAUCAAGUAUUUUGGCAACGAACUGCAUGAAGUCCAGGAAUAUUCCAAAGUGAUCGCCAAGUACCAGCGGUACUCGCUGUCUACGCAGGCAUCGUUGAGUGUUCUCAACGGUACCCAGGCUAUCAUCAUUCAGGCUACGGUCCUGGCAGCACUUACGCUGGCAGCUCCGCACGUAGUAAGCGAGGACAGCGGGCGCAAGAUUGACAUUGGUGCUUUUGUUGCCAUCUCGGUGUAUCUGACCAACCUGUUUGCACCGUUGUUUUUCCUGGGUGGAAUCUACAACAUGGUGAUAAACUCGAUCGUUGACAUCAAGAAGCUGAGUGAACUGCUGUCAGUAGAGCCCGACGUGUUGGACUCGCCUGAUGCGGUGCAGCUCGGCGUGUCCAAACACGAUUCGGAGGUCGGCAUUGACGUGUCGUUUUGCCAGGUGCAUUUCCACUACCCGUCCCAGCCGGCUACUACUGGUCUCAAGGACUUGAGCUUCACCAUCCCACGUGGCACAACGACUGCACUUGUUGGCGAGACAGGGGCUGGAAAAACCACGAUCUCACGGCUACUGUUCCGUUUCUACGACUGCGACUCUGGUAAAAUCGUGAUCAACCACAAGGACAUUCGCACAGUCACUCAGCAGUCACUGCGACAAGCAAUUGGCAUCGUACCUCAAGACACGGUCUUGUUCAACGACACGAUUCUCUGCAACAUCAAGUAUGGCAACCUCAACGCAACGUUCGACCAGGUCGUCGAAGCAGCGAAGGCUGCCCGCAUCUACGACUUUAUCAUGAAGCUUCCGGAUCAGUGGAAUACAAAAGUAGGGGAGCGUGGACUAAAGCUCUCGGGUGGUGAGAAACAGCGUGUCGCCAUUGCGCGCACGUUGCUGAAGGACCCGCCUUUCGUCAUCCUGGACGAGGCCACGUCAGCGCUCGACACGGUGACCGAGCAAGAAAUCCAAGCUGCGCUAAAUCGUCUCAAGGCUAACCGCACGAUGCUUGUUAUCGCACAUCGUUUGUCUACUAUUUGCCACGCACAUCAGAUCGUUGUCAUGCGUGAUGGCGGCAUUGCCGAGCUUGGGACGCACGAAGAGCUACUGGCUCGACCCGGCAGUAUCUAUGGCGGUAUGUGGAAGGCCAGUACAAAGGCGAAAGAUCGGUAG